Molecule: messenger RNA, 6890 nt
Organism: Haliotis rubra (blacklip abalone)
Lineage: Eukaryota; Metazoa; Mollusca; Gastropoda; Lepetellida; Haliotidae
Product: myosin heavy chain, striated muscle-like
Exons: 35
Coding region: 80-5887 (1935 amino acids)
Cellular component (GO): myosin complex
Molecular function (GO): ATP binding; actin filament binding; cytoskeletal motor activity
Source: RefSeq, a predicted model, not a curated record
GUUCAGACCAGCUCUGGCCGGACAGAACAGAGUUGCUCAUCACCUUUCGGGCUUUCUUUAGUUCACUUCCUCUGUCAAAAUGUCCUCUUUUGAUCCCAACGACCCCGAUUUCCAGUAUCUUGCGGUUGACCGCAAGAAGCUGAUAAAGGAACUAAAAGGGACCUUUGAUGCCAAGAAGGCAUGUUGGGCCCCAGAUGAGCAAGAGGGGUUUGUUUCCGCGGAGAUACAGGAGACCUCAGGAGAAAAACUCACCGUCAAAAUAGUGGACUCGAAUGAGGUCAAAACUUUCAAGGCCGAUGAAAUUCAGCAAAUGAACCCACCCAAGUUUGAGAAAUAUGAGGACAUCGCCAACCUCACCUAUCUGAACGAAGCCAGCGUCCUCUACAAUUUAAGAUCCAGAUACACCGCCGGCCUGAUCUAUACAUAUUCCGGCCUGUUCUGUAUCGCCAUCAACCCCUAUAGGCGUCUCCCCAUCUACGUUCAGUCAAUAGUAGACAAAUAUAGGGGUAAGAGGAAGACCGAGAUGCCUCCUCACUUGUUCUCAGUCGCUGACAACGCCUACCAGUUCAUGGUGCAAGAUCGUGAAAAUCAGUCCAUGUUGAUCACCGGUGAAUCUGGAGCUGGUAAGACUGAGAACACCAAAAAGGUCAUCGCCUACUUCGCUUUGGUAGCUGCAGCAAGCGACAAAAAGGAAGAAACGCCGAAGGAAGAAAAAAAGGGGUCCCUCGAGGAUCAGAUCGUUCAGGCUAACCCUGUACUUGAGGCCUACGGUAACGCCAAGACGUCCCGUAACAACAACUCCUCCAGAUUCGGUAAAUUUGUUCGUAUCCACUUCGCAAGCUCUGGCAAAAUCUCUGGUGCUGAUAUUGAAACAUACCUGCUGGAAAAGUCUCGUGUAACCUACCAGCAGUCGGUUGAGAGGAACUACCACAUCUUUUACCAGAUGCUUUCUGGAGCUGUGCCAGAGAUUUUGGAAAUCAGCUUGACAAAGAAUGACGCUGGUCUGUACCCCUUCAUCAACCAGGGUGUCCUCACAGUCAACGGCAUCGACGAUGUUGAGGAGAUGCAAAUGACACAUUCUGCCUUCGAUGUCCUGGGAUUCACUCCGGAAGAAAAAGUGAGCUGUUACAAGUGCACUGGCUCUAUCCUCCACAUGGGUCAGAUGCAGUUCAAGCAGAAGGGUGAACAGGCUGAGCCUGAUGGAACUGCUGAGGCUGAGAAGGUUUCCUUCCUGUUGGGUGUCAAUAACGGUGAUUUCCUGAAGGCUCUGUGUAAACCCAAGAUUAAGGUGGCCAUGGACUACGUCAUUCAGGGCAGGACAAAGGCACAGGUUGUCUACUCUGUUGGUGCCCUUGCUAAAUCUCUCUUUGAUCGCGUCUUCAACUGGCUGGUCAAGAGAGUUAACCACUCACUCGAUACCAAGAAACCGAGACAGUUCUUCAUUGGCGUGCUGGAUAUUGCUGGAUUUGAGAUCUUUGAGUUCAACAGCUUUGAACAGCUGUGUAUCAACUACACCAAUGAGCGUCUGCAGCAGUUCUUCAACCACCACAUGUUUGUGUUGGAGCAGGAAGAAUACAAGAAGGAAGGCAUUGUCUGGCAGUUCAUUGACUUUGGCAUGGACUUGCAGGCCUGCAUAGAACUCAUUGAAAAGCCCCUGGGUAUCCUGUCAAUUUUGGAAGAAGAGUGCAUGUUUCCUAAGGCCAGUGACAAAACCUUUAAAGAUAAACUGACGGAGAACCACAUGGGCAAAUCUCCAAACUUCCUCAAGACAAACAAGUCAAUGAAGGGAGGUCAACACGGUGACUUCGCCCUGAAGCACUACGCUGGUACAGUUCCCUACAACAUCGGAGGCUGGCUGGAGAAGAACAAGGACCCUGUCAACGAGACCAUUGUGGAUCUCCUGAAACAGUCUAAAGAGCCACUUGUGCAGCUGCUCUUUGCUCCAGCUGGAGGAGAUGCUGCACAAGCUUCUGGUGGUAAGAAGAAGAAAAAGAGCUCUGCCUUCCAGACCAUCUCUGCCACUCACAGGGAAUCCCUGAACAAGCUGAUGAAGAACUUGUACACAACCCACCCUCACUUCGUGAGAUGUAUCAUUCCCAACGAAACCAAAACACCAGGCUUGAUUGACGCUGCCCUUGUGCUCCACCAGCUCCAGUGUAACGGCGUACUUGAAGGUAUCCGUAUCUGCAGGAAGGGAUUCCCCAGCAGGAUCAUCUACUCAGAGUUUAAACAGAGAUACUCAAUUCUGGCUCCUAACGCUGUUCCUGAGGGCUUUGUGGAAGGCAAAAUUGUUUCCGGUAAAAUCCUAGAAGCACUUGAGCUUAAUAAGGAAGAAUACCGUCUCGGCAACACCAAGGUGUUUUUCAAGGCUGGUGUCCUUGGUUACCUCGAGGAAAUCCGUGAUGAGCGACUGUCUGUUGUUGUAGCCCUGUUCCAGGCCCACAUCCGAGGCUACCUGAAGCGCAAAUUCAUCAAAAUGCUUCAGGACAAAAGAACUGCCCUUGAGAUGAUCCAGAAGAAUAUCCGUAAGUGGUUAGCAAUGAGGAACUGGCUCUGGUGGAGAUUUUACACCAAGGUCAAGCCACUUCUCAGCAUUCAAGCCGCUGAAGAUGAGAUGAAACAGAAGGAAGAAGAACUGGCAAAGACAAAAGAAGAACUUCAAAAAAUGACGGAGAGGUGUAAAGAACUUGAAGAAGCAAACGUUGUUCUUCACGAUGCCAAGAACGACUUGAAAGUGGAAGUUGAGACCAAACAAGACACCAUAGAUGAUUGCGAGGAAAGAAUCGAGCAACUGCUUCAGACUAAGGUUGAAAAUGAAUCACAGAUUAAGGAACUGGAUGGCCGGGUUGCUGAGGGAGAAGCAGAGAAUGCCAAACUAUUGGAUAAGCAGUCAAAGCUCGAAGGUCAAAUGGACAUUAUGGAAAAAGACAUUAUCGACCUUGAGAACAGUCUUACCCAGGCAGAAAAUAAUUCCAAAACCAGAGGAGACCAGAUCAAGACCUUACAAGAAGAGAUGACAAAACAAGAUGAUGCUAUUGCCAAACUGUCAAAGAAUAAGAAAGAACUUGAGGACCAGUUGCAGAAGACUGAGGAUGAUCUUCAGUCAGAGCAAGAUAAAAACUCACAGCUCAACAAACUCAAGCAAAAGCUGGAAACAACUCUUGAUGAAUUUGAGGAGAACCUUGGACGUGAGAAAAAAGUGCGGGCAGACGUGGAGAAGGCCAAAAAGAAGCUGGAACAAGAUCUGAAGUCAUCCCAAGACGCUUGCUCUGAGUUGCAGCGUGUCAGAGCAGAGCUCGAAGAAACAGUUAAGAGGAAGGAGAAGGAAAUAUCCAGUCUGAAAUCUGACCUGGACGAUUCCGACAACAAGGGUAACCAGCAGCAGAGGAAGAUCAAGGAGCUCACAGCGAACAUUGAUGAGUGUCUUGCUGAGCUUGAGAUGGAGAGACAAAACAGAUCCAAGGUCGAAAAACAACGGCAAGAGCUGUCCCGAGACGUGGAAGAACUAUCCAUCCGCCUGGAAGAGGCAGGAGAGGACACAACAAGCCAGGCUGAUGCCAACAAGCGCCUGCAGGCUGAGAUCAACAAGCUGAAGAGAGACCUGGACGACAGUGUAAUGCAGGCUGAAGCCCAGGUCAGCUCUCUGCGCAAGAAGAACCAGGACGUUUCCAAUGAUCUUAGCGACCAGAUUGACGCAUUACAGAAACAUAAAGCAAGGUACACAGGGAUCAGAAAAGAGAAGAAUCAGAUGAAGGGAGAGAUGGAUGAUCUGGAGUCGGAACUGGAGAAUGCCAAGAGGAACAAGGGCGGAAUGUCGGACGCAGCUUCCAGACAGCUGCAGGGCCAGCUGUCUGACCUGACAUCUCAGCUGGAGGAGUCUUCUCGUAACAUCACUGACCUCCAAAGCCAGAGAAACAGACUUCAGGGUGAAGCUUCUGACCUCAACCGCCAGGUGGAAGACGCUGAACGUAGGGCUCAACACCUUUCUCGGGAGAGGGCGUCCCUUCUGGCCCAGGUGGAGGAGUCAAGACGCAGUGCAGAUGAAGAACAGAGGAUGCGCCAGAAAGGCCAAGCCGAGCUCCGCAACCUGAAUGCUGAGAUGGGAGGGGUUCGUGAUCAGCUGAUCGAAGAACAGGAGAGGUGUGCUAGCCUGGAGCGACAGUUGUCGAAAAGUAACAGUGAGAUGCUGCAGUGGAGGUCCAGGUUCGAGACUGAGGGCAGUGUCAAGGUGGAGGAGUUGGAAGAAAUCAGGCGUCGCAUGCAGUCCCGUCUGAACGAGGCUGAACAGAAUUUGGAAAGUGAGCGUACCCGUUGUUCUGGGUAUGAGAAGGUGAAGAUCAGGAUGCAGUCCGAGAUUGACGACCUAGCACUUGAAUACCAGAGGGCCCAGACUGCUGUCAACAGUUUUGAGAAGAAGCAGCGUAACUUUGACAGAUUAGUACAGGAGUACCAGAGCAAGAUCGCCGACCUCAAAGCUGAACUGGAAGUGUCUCAGAAAGAGUCACGGGGCUACUCUGCCGAGCUGUACCGCACAAGGAGCAAGGUGGAGGAUAUGGAUGGCCAAAUGGAUUCACUGAGGAGAGAGAACAAGAAUCUCUCAGAGGAAGUGGUCAUUCUCAGCAACCAACUCAGUGACGCUAGCCGGACUCUAGCUGAAGUCGAGAAAGUUAACCGACGCAUUUCUACAGAGAAAUCCGAUCUUCAGACUGCAUUGAUAGAGGCUGAGGCAGCCUUGGAGCAGGAGGAGGCCAAAAUUGUCCGCGCACAGCUCGAAAUCUCUCAGGUCCGCGCUGAAGUUGACAAACGCGUUGCUGAGAAGGAAGAAGAAUUUGAAAAUCACCGUCGUAACUUCCAGCGGUCCAUGGAUAACCUCCAGAAUUCCUUGGAUGCUGAAAACAGGUCCAAGGCGGAGUACAUGAGGAUCAGGAAGAAGCUUGAGAGUGACAUCAGUGAUCUCGAGAUAGCUGUUGACAAUGCUAACCGGGCCAGGAUGGAGGCGGAGAAUGCAUGCAAGAGAUAUCAGUCUCAGAUGAAGGAUCUACAGAUGCAGGUCGAGGAGGACAACAGGGCCCUCCAGGAGGCCCGGGACUCCUUCCAGACAGUGGAACGUCGUUCUAUCACCAUGAAGGACGAGAAUGAUGAAAUGCGUACAGCUCUCGAGUCUUCAGAGCGAGCACGAAAAAUGACUGAAAACGAAUUGAUCGAGGUUAGCGACCGUGUGAACGAGUUGAGCUCCCAGCUUAGCUCGGUCAGUACGCAGAAGAGGAAACAGGAUGUCGACAUAUCUGCAAUGCAGUCUGACCUUGAUGAAAUGACUUCCGACCUGAGAGCGGCCCAAGAGAACUACAAGCGUGCUAUUGCUGACGCCACUCGUAUCUCUGACGAGCUCCACUCGGAGCAGGAACACAGUAGCACUAUUGAGAAAGUAAAGAAGGGUUUGGAGAAUCAGGUCCGAGAACUUCAGACACGACUUGACAGUUCAGAUUCCCACAGGUCCAAGUCAGACACUUUGACCAUUCAGAAACUGGAACAGCGGGUACGCACGGUGGAGAUCGACUUGGAGAAGGAACAACAACGUCACGCCGAGACCACCAAGAACUCCAGACACUUCGAGCGUCGCAUGAAGGAGCUGACCUUCCAGAUCGAGGAAGAGAGGAAGAACCAAGAGAGAAUGCAAGAUGUCCUGGACAAGCAGAACGCUAAGAUCAGAUCCAUGAAGACACAGGUUGAGGAGGCUGAGGAGAUUGCGGCAGUCAACAUGGGACGUUACCGCAAAGCACAGCAGGAGCUGGAGGACAGUGAUGCCAGGGUCAACAUUGCUGAAGGCGCCCUGGAGAAGAUGAGAUCCAAGAGUCGCACUGUGACCAGCAUGUCCUAUGAUAUAUAAACAUCUAGAUCUGCAGUUACCUCCCCACCACUGCGUGAUAAUGAAGGUCCUAUAAUGACGGACUUGAGGCGGAGCCAUGCACUAGUGAUGUUUCGUGACCUUAAGCCCUCAAACCUGUAAGCGUGGGUAGGAAGGCUCUGGAUCUGAUCAAAGCGCUCUGAAAGCAUAGACUUGACAACAUGCAUAUCGACAGCGAGAUCAAUAAGCGGGUUGUCACCUCGGUCAGUGAUUUGCUACUAUAUCCCAAAGGACCAGUGAAGCUGCAUAUUCCAUUACGCGGAUAUAUACAUGGUUAGGGCUGUAAUGCUGCGCAUUCCAGCACAAUCACAGGCUUACUCUUCCAUGUUCCUAUAUCAAAUCACUGGGUGAGGCGGGACAUACAGCUACUUCAAACUUCUUGACAAAAAUGACCUUGACUGUGAUAACUGGCACGGAUGGUCUGCAUAGUGCUGCUUUUUCUAACCAAACAUCACAUAGUUAGGGCCGCAUUGCUAUGCCUUCCAGCACCGACCAAACUGAAAGUUCUUUAAUUCUGUUAUGUUCAGAAACGAAACGUCUAGCAAGACUCGUAAAGAUGGACCGUCCCGCACCGAUAUUACUGAUACCUUAAAAGUUAUAAUUCUUCUGUGCAACUGCGGAAAUAUGAAACAUCGGUGUGGCCAGGGUCGCGAGGUUUGCUGCUGUAUACAGACAUUUCCUCAGCCAGUGGUGCCGCGACAAACGCUGAUGACGUCAGGCCUGCAGCCCCUGAUCGAGGUUGGACAACCUAUUGGUCGAGCACUCAUGACCAAUGAUUCGCAUAACAUCAUUCAGUGGUGUUACCAUAUGAAAUGGUAACAUUACAUUUAUAAGUAGGAGAUAUAUAAAUGGUAUAUAUGAGAGCGUGAAACAUCAGAGAUCAAAUCAUGUCUUAUUUAUUAGGAACUGUGUUGUGUUUGUAUAUACAUUAUCCAGUAUCCUUGAACCCGAGUUCAGAACCUGGAAUAAAAUAUAUCAAUAUACA